AUGAUGGGUUCUGAGAGUAAGGAAGCGUCGGAGGAAAAAGUAGGCGGCAGAUACGUUUGUCCUCAUCCAGAUUGUGAGAAGACCUUCUCACGGUAUGAGCAUUUACAGAGGCAUAAGCUUAACCACUGGCCGAAGCAGAUAUUUCGGUGUGAAUAUGUUUAUCCUGACGAUGGGAUAGUUUGCAACCGGACUUUCGUUCGGAAGGAUUUGUUGGUGAGACAUCAGAGACGUCACACGAAUAACGGUGUUCGAAUGCAGAUGAAGGUGAGAAGAGAAUCUGGCAAAGAAAGAGCGGCGGGUGGGUCUAAAGCAGCGGCACCGCAGCUGCCGGAUACGGCGAGUGUCGCUGGUGUUGGACAGCAGCCACAACAGCAGAAAAAGGUGGAUCAUAUCGUACUUGAUGUGGGGGAUAAAAAGCACAAUAAGGCGAGCUCGGGUAGCGGACAUGCGGUUGGCCAUGACAGUAACUCUUUGCCCAAUAGCAGUAGUACGACAAGUAGUAGUAAUACUAGUCUGAAUGCUGGGUUUAACGCAAUGGGGCCAGCAUCAAACGGUAACUUGAACAGUUUCUUCAACUGGUUGUUCGCCGGUGGUGUAACUCAGGAUGCUACGCCUCAACAGAAUAGUAGGUUGGAUCAGCCAUCUGAUGCAGUGCCACCAACUGCGAAGUUGGAAGAUCCAUCAAUUUUGUGA
Molecule: messenger RNA, 693 nt
Organism: Kluyveromyces lactis
Lineage: Eukaryota; Fungi; Ascomycota; Saccharomycetes; Saccharomycetales; Saccharomycetaceae
Product: C2H2-type zinc finger protein
Exons: 1
Coding region: 1-693 (230 amino acids)
Biological process (GO): regulation of transcription by RNA polymerase II
Cellular component (GO): chromatin
Molecular function (GO): DNA-binding transcription factor activity, RNA polymerase II-specific; RNA polymerase II cis-regulatory region sequence-specific DNA binding
Source: RefSeq, a predicted model, not a curated record